This is a messenger RNA of Sclerotinia trifoliorum, 2900 nucleotides long. Lineage: Eukaryota; Fungi; Ascomycota; Leotiomycetes; Helotiales; Sclerotiniaceae. The record is from the annotation of a GenBank genome assembly.
CAUAAAAUAAAAAUUGAUUGAAUAUUUUCUUUCAUUUCUAUUCUCACUGCGAGUCUGUGACAGAGCCUUUUUAUCCACACUUGAAUUUAUCUAAACGGCCCUUCCCUUAUCUUGUUUGCGCGGUUACAUACCCAUCAUACCCCAUCAUCAUAGCUCCCCAAAUCUGGAGAGCACUUAAGUACUUGCUAGCUCGACUUUCUCCGACAAAACUCAAUUUUAAAACUUGCCAGCCUCAUAGAAUCUGUCAAAACCAAUAUUUGCGAGAAUGGCUAAUGUAAAUGAACUGGCAACUACUUCAAUCAUGGAGGCUCAACCACCAAAGGGAAUACCAAAUGAUGGAACUGGUAAGUGAAAACGUUUCCCCAGAUUAGCCUCAGGACUGACCAACGUAGGUGUUAUCCAGCUUGAUCCAUGGCUCGAACCAUUCAGAGAUUCUCUGAAGCACCGAUAUUCCAAAGCACAGCAGUGGAUUAAAAAUAUCGACGAUACAGAAGGUGGCCUUGAGAAAUUCAGCAGGGUUCGUGAAGCUUCCAUAGAUUCCUUGGAUCAUAGCUAAUCAUACCAGGGCACCGAGAAGUUUGGAUUCAACGUCGAUAAGAAUAACAACAUUACAUAUAGAGAAUGGGCGCCGAGUGCCAGUCAAGCAUUCUUGAUUGGUGAAUUCAGUAUCUCUCCCCAUCUGUCAUAACUCUCAGGGAAUUGUGCAUUAACAUUAUCUAGAUGAUUGGAACCGCGAGUCUUAUCCUAUGAAAAAGGACCCAUUCGGAGUUUUCGAAAUUGUUUUACCAGCAAAGAAUGGUAAACCAGCCAUCGCACAUAAUUCCAAGAUCAAGGUAAGGUGUCCUGGCGAUAGCUGAGUUAUUACCCCUCACUAACCCCACCAGAUCUCUAUGAUUACACCCAGCGGCGAACGAGUUGAGCGACUUCCUGCGUGGAUCAAAUAUGUCACACAAGAUCUCUCCGUCUCGCCAGUUUACGACGCUCGGUUUUGGAAUCCACCUGCAUCCGAACGAUAUGUCUUUAAACAUCCCAGACCAAAGAAGCCAGAAAGUGUUAGGGUAUAUGAGGCACACGUUGGAAUCUCAUCCCCGGAACUACGAGUUUCUACAUACAAGGAGUUCACCAAGAACAUGCUACCAAGGAUACAUCAUUUGGGUUACAAUGUUAUUCAGCUCAUGGCUAUCAUGGAGCAUGCAUAUUAUGCAAGUUUUGGUUACCAAAUCAACAGUUUCUUUGCUGCGAGCAGUCGAUAUGGUACACCGGAUGAGCUAAGAGAGCUUAUAGAUACCGCACACGGGCUUGGUAUCACGGUUCUACUUGAUGUAGUCCACAGUCAUGCUUCGAAGAAUGUGUUGGAUGGAUUGAAUGAGUUUGAUGGAACAGACAGCUGUUAUUUCCAUGAAGGCCCAAAAGGAAAGCAUGAGCUAUGGGAUAGUAGACUUUUCAAUUAUGGAUCUCACGAAGUCUUGAGAUUUUUGCUGAGUAAUUUACGAUUUUGGAUGGAUGAAUACAACUUUGACGGAUUCCGAUUUGACGGUGUUACGAGCAUGCUUUACACCCAUCAUGGUAUUGGGACGGGAUUUUCUGGAGGCUAUCAUGAGUACUUUGGUCCAGCUGUUGAUGAGGAUGGUGUUGUCUACCUCAUGCUUGCCAAUGAGAUGUUGCACCAACUUUACCCAGACUCAAUAUCUAUUGCAGAGGAUGUAUCUGGAAUGCCUGCCUUGUGCCUACCAUUAGCACUUGGCGGUGUAGGAUUUGAUUACAGACUCGCCAUGGCUAUUCCCGAUAUGUGGAUCAAAAUUCUUAAGGAGAAGAAAGACGAUGAAUGGGAUCUCGGAAACAUAUGCUUUACUUUGACAAACAGACGCCAUGGUGAGAAGACUAUUGCAUACUGUGAGAGUCACGAUCAAGCCUUGGUUGGAGAUAAGUCCAUCAUGAUGCACCUCUGUGACGCAGAGCUGUACACAAAUAUGUCAAGGCUCACAGAAUUCACGCCAAUCAUCGAGCGUGGAAUGGCAUUACACAAGAUGAUCCGCCUUUUGACUCAUGGCCUUGGAGGUGAAGGUUAUCUAAAUUUCGAGGGUAACGAAUUUGGUCAUCCGGAAUGGCUCGACUUCCCUAGACAAGGCAAUGACAACAGCUUCUGGUAUGCUCGACGUCAAUUUAACCUUCCAGAUGAUGACCUUCUUCGUUACAAGGCAUUGAACGAAUUUGAUGCUCACAUGCAACAUCUCGAGGCAAAGUAUGGAUGGUUACACAGUGACCAAGCUUACAUCAGUUUGAAGAAUGAGUCCGACAAGGUCAUUGUCUUUGAACGAGCUGGCUUGUUAUGGAUCUUCAAUUUCCACCCAACACAAAGUUUUGCAGAUUACAGAGUAGGUAUCGAACAGGAUGGUACUUACAGAGUUGUUCUCAACACUGAUACCAAGGAUGUCGGAGGCUUCGAAAGAAUCGAUGCUGGAACACGCUUCUUUACAACACCUUUUGCAUGGAACGAGAGGAAGAACUUUAUUCAAGUAUACAUUCCAACCCGCACAGCACUUGUAAGUUUCUCACUAAUCCGACUAAUACCUGAGACUAAUCAUACACAGGUGUUGGCACUCGAAUCUACGCUAUGAAAUUAGUAUGAAGAAUCGCUACUUUGAUAGGUAAAUGAGGGGAACAAAUGAGGGGUAAAAUCAAGAAAAUAUAACUGAAACAAUGGAUAGGGAGAAAUGUGAAGAGUUUGCUUUUCAGUAGUUCAAUACCUCUCAUGUUGAUAGAUUUAUUUUUGUAUGUGAGCUAUUGCAGCAUUGCAGCGAAGAGGAGAAAAAAUAGAUUUUUUACUGCCCCGCGCUCAACUAAAAUAUGCUGCUGAGGAAAUAAAAUGUCUUAUGUGUACUUACUCAUUCUUUAUAGUG